CACACAGAGGGUGGGUGUGUGGAACGAGCUGCCAGCAGAAGUGGUGGAGGUGGGGACAAUUACAGUGUUUAAAAGACACUUGGACAAGUACACAGAUAGGAGAGGUUUAGAGGGAAACGGGCCAAACGCGGGCAGAUGGGAGCAGCCCAGGUAGGUAACUUGGUCAGCACGGACGAGUUGGGCCGAAGGGCCUGUUUCCGUGCGGUAUAACUCUGACCACAGGGGGCUCAGGAAUGCUCUCCCCAAGGGCAGGGUGCAGGCAGAGACACAACGUUUGAGAAGUAUUGGGACAACGACUUGAACUGUCAUGUCCUUAAAGGUUACCAACCAAACGCCGUUAAAUGGGGCUAGUGUAGUGGUCGGCAUGAGUUCGGUGGGCCAAAGGGCCUGUUUCUGUGUGCUAUGGCUCUGUGACUCAUUGUGAGCUGACAAACACUCAGGACAGAUCUUAAUGUAAUCUAAAGGUGGGCCUUGGGGAGAGAGGGGGGCAGUGGGAUUAGUGUGGGGACUGGUACAGGGCUGUGAGGAGAGCGCAGGGCAGUGGGGUUAGUUUGGGGAUAUGAUGUGAUUGUAUGAACGGUACUGAGGUAAUGUUCUGGGGGUUGUUGUCAGUGGCCAGAACAACUUGCGUUCUGUGUGUUCUGGUGCUCAGGAUGUCACUGGUCAGUGCAGACUGCCCCUCCACCAGCUGAGUGGUCACCUCACACCAGGCUCCCUCAGGUCUCCACACCUGGGAGGGCAGUGGUGGACCUGAGGAAGGUGUAGUCAGGAGGAGAGGGUGGCGGGUGGUUUAAUCAGAAUGUGAAGUGUCACAUUUGAUGGGGUAAAUGGGAGGGGGUGGUGUGGUGCGGCAGAGGUGUGCUGGGGGAGAGCACGGUGGGGGGGCACAUGUAUGUGGGUGGUGAAGGGUGGCAGGGCAGCUGGGUCCUGGGCUUUAUGUACAGGGGCGGUGCAGUGAGUAACCCACAGCCUCACGGUUCCAGACACCUGGGUUCUGUCUGUGUGGAGUCUGCUCGUUCUCCCUGUUGGCCCCGGGUGCUCCCCCCCUGCUGUUCUCCAGACCUCGGUGUCCACACUUCUCUCCCCUGGCUUUGCACCCUGUCUACACCCCACCAUCCCUGUGCUCCCCUGGCCCUUCCAGACCCUCAGACAGAAGCUGCCCCUCCCCUCACACUUGUGACCCCUGUCUCACAGACCCCAGGCGGGCGAUUAUGUGGAUGUUGCCGGGACUCGAGGGCCUGAGUUACAGGGAGAGGUUGGGCAGGCUGGGACUCAUUCCUUGGAGCAGAGACUGAGGAGUGACCUUAUUAGUGAUGUAUAAAAUCAUGAGGGGCAUCGAUAGGGUGAACGCACUUGGUCUUUUCCCCAGGGUUGGGGAAUCAAGAACCAGAGGGCACAGGUUUAAGGUGAGAGGGGAGAGAUCUAAAGGGGAGCCGAGGGGCAACUUCACGCAGAGGGUGGUCCGUACAUGGAACGAGCUGCCAGACGAAGAGGUUGUUGACGUGUUGAAGCUGGUGUCAGUGACGGAAAUGCAGAGCAUCAAGUGCGUGGUGGUGGGUGACGGGGCGGUGGGCAAGACCUGCCUGCUCAUCUGCUACACGACCAACGCCUUCCCCAAGGAGUACAUCCCCACCGUCUUCGACAACUACAGCGCACAGAUCACGGUGGACUCUCGGACUGUCAGCCUCAACCUGUGGGACACUGCCGGCCAGGAGGAAUACGACCGGCUGCGGACAUUAUCCUACCCCCAGACCAAUGUCUUCAUCAUCUGCUUCUCCAUCGCCAGCCCCCCGUCCUACGAGAACGUGCGCCACAAGUGGUACCCCGAGGUGACGCACCACUGCCCCGACGUCCCCAUGCUGCUGGUGGGCACCAAGAAGGAUUUGCGCAGCGACCCGGAGACCAUCAAGAAGUUGAAGGAGCAGAGCCUGGCACCCAUCUCGCAGCACCAGGGCAACGGGCUGGCCAAGCAGAUCCAGGCCGUGAAGUACCUGGAGUGCUCGGCCCUCAACCAGGAGGGCAUCAAGGAUGUGUUCGCCGAGGCAGUGCGGGCUGUCAUCAACCCCGCCCCCGUCAAAGCCAAGAAGUCAUGCGUGCUCUUGUGAGGAAGAACCGUCCUCUCCCUCCCCUGUCUCAUCUCCCCUCCCCACCCCUCCCCUCCCCUCGCCACCCCUCCACCGUCACCCCUCCCCACCCCGCCCCUCUCCACCCUGCACCAGAACCUUCCCACAACGC
Pristis pectinata (smalltooth sawfish) is the source of this 2235-nucleotide messenger RNA. Its product is annotated as rho-related GTP-binding protein RhoG-like. The coding region runs from base 1314 to 2105 and encodes 263 amino acids. Gene Ontology annotation, cellular component: cell projection; plasma membrane; cell cortex. The transcript has 2 exons. Lineage: Eukaryota; Metazoa; Chordata; Chondrichthyes; Rhinopristiformes; Pristidae. Gene Ontology annotation, biological process: regulation of cell shape; cortical cytoskeleton organization; establishment or maintenance of cell polarity. The record is from RefSeq and is a predicted model, not a curated record. Gene Ontology annotation, molecular function: GTP binding; protein kinase binding; GTPase activity.